Tetrahymena thermophila SB210 is the source of this 1215-nucleotide messenger RNA. Its product is annotated as cation channel family protein. The transcript is spliced from 2 exons. NCBI's taxonomy places the organism in Eukaryota, Ciliophora, Oligohymenophorea, Hymenostomatida, Tetrahymenidae. The record is from RefSeq and is a predicted model, not a curated record.
AUGUAAAAAAAUAAGAAAAGUGAUAAUUAAACUAGGUAAAAAUUUGAGAGGUUUAUUCGUUAAAAAUUUAAUAGUAUUGAAGAAAAUGAAGAUGUAAGAUUAAAUCUGAAGGCUGUUAGAUUGAAUUAUUUAAAUAAUUUAAAUUUUAAUAAAAAUGAAAUAAUAAAGCUGAUUGAAAAUAACAAUUAAAUUGAAGAAGAUAUAGAUUUUUAUAGAUUUAAUGAUGCUUUUUAGUUAAAAUCAAAUGAAGAAGGAUAGAGCUUAGACAUUCAACUUAUCAGCACUGAUCUAAUAGCUGAAGAAUUUUUCCUCGAUGAAGAAUUUGAAGAAGAAGAAUAUAAAGAUUCGGUACAGAAUAUUAUGCCAUUCAACGAAUCAUAUAGGAUAAUUAAAAGAACUUCUAUCCAAACAAGUAACAGUAUAACUGAAGAGUAAAAAGAUUCUUAUCAUGCUCCUUUAAUCUACUCUAGCAAUUAAUUAUAAAAAUAAACUUCAAUUUUGCAAAACUAAAAUUUGGAGUAAAAUAACAGUAAUUAAUAAAAUUUUUAAAAUGAUCUAAAUGACAGAUAUCAUUAAAAGAAUAAUAAGAUUUAACACCUUUAUAGAUAAAAAUCGAGAUAAAAAACAAUUAUUCCCUCAAAUUUUUAAAACUAAAACAUUAAUGAAUCUUAGCCUUAGCAAUAAACUUAAAACUAAUAAUUAUUAUUCGAUUAAAUGCUUUGUUUAUUUGAGAGAAUGAAUGAAAAGCAAUAAACAGAAAACUAAACAGAUGUUGUUACUCAUGUUUAAAAGGAAGAGUUUUUUGGAAUAAGGAAUUUUGAUUAAAUGCAAGAAUUUACAAGAUAUUUUCCUAAAAGUAACUAUAAUUAAAUUUUAGGAAAAUUAAGUAGGAUAAGCUAAAAAAAGCAAAUGGCAUCAUUAAAAAAAGCAAAGAAGCCAUAGCUUAAAUGCAAAAGUGCAAUUUGCAAGUCACCUUCAUCAGCUAAAAGUAAAAUUAUGUCUACUUUAAAAGCUGUAAAAUGCAUUGCUAAAUUAUAGAAAAGAUCUUUAUUUUAGAAUGAAAGCUAAUUAAAUUUUAGUCAUUAAAAUGUUACUCUUACUGAUAGAUCCACAGGAGCUUAAAAUAUUACUAUGGAUUAAAAAAGUGAAAAUGUUUUAUUAAAUAAUAAGCAAAAUUGUGUUGUUAAAUCUAAAUUUUUAAGUCCUUUUGUAUGA